Molecule: messenger RNA, 2175 nt
Organism: Schistocerca gregaria
Lineage: Eukaryota; Metazoa; Arthropoda; Insecta; Orthoptera; Acrididae
Exons: 2
Coding region: 20-1276 (418 amino acids)
Biological process (GO): cytokine production; positive regulation of transcription by RNA polymerase II
Molecular function (GO): protein binding
Source: RefSeq, a predicted model, not a curated record
AUUCAAUUUUAUUUCUUAAAUGGCGACAAUAGGAUCCUCCUCGCUUGUUUCUCCGGAAAGCAAUGCAGAGCUUGAUCCUUCGUCUCGUACUCGUCGUUCUUCCAAGGACUCCAAGUUGGCGAGCGCCUCUCGUUCACCUUUAGGUGAAAAACGCUCGCUUUUCAAACCUUCCAAUUCAGUCGACAUUAAGUUAUUGAAAAGCGCUCUUGACGCCAAUCAUCCGCCUCAUUUGCUGCUAUCAUCUCUUGAAAUUCUGGACUGUUUGGAUGAUGAAGACGACGGAGACGAGUUUGCGGCUUUACUGGAUUCAAACACGAAAAAAACGCCUAAAGCCUCCCAGCAAGGUGCAUCAUCUUCUAAGCACAACUGUUCGAAAAGGAGCACAAACUCAUCUUCCUGUUCCAAAAAAGCCGAAGUGUUGUCCGAUGAUAAAAUUGAAGAAAUAUUAGAGGUUUUGCCUCAACAAAUUAAAGAAGCGUCUCUCGAGGCCAAAAGCAUUAGUUCGACAGGAACCAGACAAAGUAGUCGGGGAAGAUCUAAAAAGGCUAGAAGGAAAAAUGCGCAUGCCUCGGAAAAUAGUAGUAGCAGCGAUGCUGUAGCUGGAAACUGCCAUGUUCAGCACGAAAUUACCUCUUUAUUAAAAAAGCAUGUUGCAAAUAGACGCACGCUUGGCAAGUCAUAUUUAAGAACACAACAAUUGUUGAAAAAGGAACAAAAAUUGGAUGCCAAACUGCAUCGGGCUUCCGAUGCGAUAGAGCACAUCAACGCCUCCUCCGACAAUUAUGUUCAUUUGAACGUGUUGAUUAAUUCUAAAAAGGUUCCAGUUUAUAUUUGCCGUACGGCGACCAUCUUUGACUUGUUGGAGGAAGUUCGCGAGGACCUGCCAACAUUGGAAGCAGGUCAAGGUCAUGCGCUGACCUUUGACGGUAAACUCCAAUGGCAGGAUAAUACUCUAGACGAGUUAUGCGUAACGGAUGGCGACACGUUUAGUUGGACCUCAGAAGAAAUUUUAGAUAACUGCGGUAACGUAAAUAGCAAAAACGAAGGCAAGAUAGUCAUCCGAUUGAAAAUAUCAGAAAAGUCUACUGAAAAUUACCGCCUCGACAAGAACGCCCCUUUGCAGAAGCUAGCUAGUGCAGUGGCUCAGCAGCUCAAUCUCCCUGAUUCGAGCAUAUCGCUCAAAUUCGAUGGAGACACACUUGAUUUGAAUACCUCUCCUGAGGACAACGAAAUGGAAGAUGAAGAUAUGAUAGACGUCCACAUCAAUAACCUGUAAUCGGCAUAUUUUUGGCUCUCCUUACGUCCGCACUACGUGCAAGUCGAGAGCGUAUAUAGUUCGCAAGAUAAAAAUGAUGUUCUUUUGUAAGACAGUUUUUUAUAUUAUUCGGUCUAGUCCAACGAGUUGGAUAUGCUGAGUAUAUAGAAUGCCUAUGUCACUUGCUCUAUAUUCUUCGAAAUAACACUUUACCAAGGGAUAUAAGUCAGACACCCAGGAAGUACAUAUUGUGGGACCGCCAGUAUUACAGAGCACUUGCACCAACUCUAACUCACCAAGGCCCAGCUGAGUUCUAGAACAGCUAUUGACAACUUAGAACACUGAAUUUGAUUACUGAGAUUUUACUGGGACAUAUAAAACGAAACAAAAAGGACGACGUACGGAUGACAAGAUGUCAAAAAGGUUUUGACAUCAUUACCUAUGAUGUACAUCUUUUUUGAAUGUUCUAGGUCAGUCCAACUACAAGGCACCGCCUCAAAUCUCCACAAGGUACUUAUGAAGGCAUUGUUUUAGUGUCUACUAUAUCGUUUUCUUGUUUAUCUGUCCGUGCGGAUAUAUGUUUCUUGGCGGCAAAUGGCUUCUGGAUUCGAGCCGUCAUAGCUUUGUGAGUUGACGGCCAAUUCGCUGGCUAGCUCAGCUAUAUCCUCUUCUUCUAUCUGUGCCAAGGCUUUUAUAGUUUCUAGUUGAUAUUUCUUUGUGUACCAAAAUUGAACUCUUUUUAUAGUAAUCCAACAAAUAAAAGCGAACAGCACUAUGGCAAGAAUGACUUCAGGGACUAUGAGGCAAAUCAAAAACAGAUUUGUGUUCCUAGAGUUUGAAUAGUCCAUAGACAGACCAUGUUGAAAAGGAAAAGCCUAUGAACGGUUUGUCCGAAUAAAAAUAAUUUUGCUCAAUUACGU